GGGAACAGUCAAUCUCAUCUACAUGUCAUCUGAGUACAGUUCUUCACAAAAACCCACGAAACCGCCGUGUGAUGCUAUCAGUGUCCGAAUGAGUGAGUUAAAGAAAAAGAGUCGACUACUGUUCCUUUCUCUUCUCUUCUAUGUUUGUUAGGAAAGCGGUGUAAAGUGUCGUGCAUGCAUCCUCCCUUUUUCCCCCUCUUCCCUUCCUUCCGCAUAUUUGCAUGCACUCUCUCUCCCUCUCUCUCUGUUCUAUUUAUAAAACAAAUAAACACACUUUGUCUCUCUGUCUUUGCCCAUCCAUAAUACUACUACCAAACAAACAAACUUAACUCGUUCGCUGUUACUUCUCCUCCUCCUCCUCUUCCACUCUACUCUACUCACCACGCACUAACUCUUUGGUUUUGUGUUAAUGAAGAAUAAAAGAAAUGGACACCAAGAUUUGCAUGAAUGCAUCGUGUCAAACUGCAACAACUCAUGAAUGGAAGAGAGGUUGGCCUUUGCGAUCUGGUGGUCAUGCUCUUCUCUGCUACAAUUGCGGAUCUGCAUAUGAGGAUUCCCUUUUCUGCGAUACAUUCCACUCAGAGGAACCUGGAUGGAGGGAAUGCAAUAUAUGCAGCAAGCAUCUCCACUGUGGAUGCAUAGCAUCAAAGUUUUUGCUUGAACUCUUGGAUUAUGGGGGUGUUGGGUGUGCUAGCUGCGCAAGGAGUUCUCGACUUCGUUUGAUGCAAAGUGAUGAGAUUCCUAAUGGAUUUAGCUUUUUGGCAAGAAAUAAUGCUGGUGAUUCGGAGUCUAUUCCUGCUGAAAACACAGUGGCUGGUAAUAGCAAUGAUGAGGGAGGACUUGCUCAGUUGUGCAGGCUUCUAGAGGCUAAUGAACCCAGUCUAUUGCAUCCCUCCAAGAGAGCCAACACUAAUGGAGGUCUUGGGCAAUUCAGACAAGAAGAGAUCAUGCAUGCAAUUGGGGAUAUUGGCACAGGCUUCUCAAAUGUGACUCAACCAUCAAUUGGAUCACCUAAAUUUUCCAAACCAAACAAUAUGAGUUCUUUGUUAGAUUUGAGAGAUAUGCAUAGUUCACUUUCUCAGCCAUCUUUGAGUAUGGCAUUGGGAGCUCCAUCUGGGACUACAAAUUUUGUAACCUUUCCUGAUGGGGCUGUUGAAGGAAAGGAACAAAGAAAAACACCUUCUUCCUUUCAACAGGGACAAAGAUCUCGACCAAUAUUGCCUAAACCCUCAAAACCUGGCCUUUCUGUGAGUUCAGAGAAUAAUAUAGGUGCAGCUUCUGAGCUGCGGAUUGCAAGGCCACCUGCUGAGGGGCGUGGGAAGAAUCAGUUACUUCCUCGGUAUUGGCCAAGGAUAACUGACCAAGAGCUGCAGCAAUUAUCGGGAGAUUUGAACUCCAAUAUUGUGCCAUUGUUUGAGAAGAUUCUCAGUGCCAGUGAUGCAGGUCGAAUUGGUCGAUUGGUUCUUCCAAAAGCAUGUGCAGAAGCAUAUUUUCCUCCUAUCUCUCAAUCUGAAGGGAUUCCUUUAAGGAUUCAAGAUAUAAAAGGGAGAGAAUGGACGUUUCAGUUCAGAUUUUGGCCCAACAACAACAGUAGGAUGUAUGUGUUGGAGGGUGUAACCCCUUGCAUACACUCUAUGCUAUUAAAAGCGGGUGAUACAAUAACAUUUAGCCGGAUAGAUCCUGGAGGCAAACUUGUCAUGGGAUUUCGCAAGUCAACAAACAACGAUGAAGAUACACAGGACGUCCAGGCAUCUGGUCUUCUCGAUGGCACUGCUUCAGGGGAAACUUCCUUUUCUGCUGAUGGGGAUAUUGGCUGGAACAAUAGUGAGAACCACAGGGGCAGGAUAAAUGGGGAUCAACUGCAGCAAACAACAGCGCCCACAGAGAAGAAAAGGACUCAAAAUAUUGGACCUAAAAGUAAGAGGCUGCUCAUGCAUGGUGAAGACGCUAUGGAGCUAAGACUAACAUGGGAGGAAGCACAGGACUUGCUUCGUCCACCCCCAAGCGUGAUGAAGCCAACCAUUGUCACUAUUGAAGACCAUGAAUUUGAAGAAUAUGAUGAGCCUCCGGUUUUUGGGAAGAGGACCAUAUUUACUUCUAGAUCAUCUGGGGGACAAGAACAGUGGGCUCAAUGUGAUGAUUGUUCCAAAUGGCGAAAUCUCCCUGUGGAUGCUCUUCUCCCUCCAAAAUGGACGUGCUCAGAGAAUGCUUGGGAUUCAAGCAGGUGUACAUGUUCUGCACCUGAAGAGAUGACUUCAAAGGAUUUGGAUAAUGUUCUGGGAGUGAGCAAAGAUUUCAAGAAGCGAAGGAAUUUAGGAAGUCAGAAGCGGUUCCAAGAGCGGGAGCCUUCUGGCUUAGAUGCUCUGGCUACUGUUGCAGUUUUAGGAGACAAUCUAGAUGAUUCAGGUGAUCCAUCAGUUGGAGCCACCACAAAGCAUCCCCGGCACCGCCUUGGUUGCACUUGCAUCGUUUGCAUUCAACCACCAAGUGGGAAAGGCAAGCACAAGCCCACAUGCACGUGUAAUGUGUGCAUGACUGUAAAGCGCCGUUUUAAAACCCUCAUGCUGCGCAAGAAGAAACGCCAAUCAGAACGCGAAGCAGAAAUCUCACAGCAGGACAACAUGGAUCAUAAGGAGGAAUCAGAAAUGAACGGCACAAUGAGUCAUGAAGUGUUGCAUAUAAAUAAUCCAGACACUGAAGGAAAUCAAAGCCAAAGGCAAAUAGAGAAGCCAGAAACUAGUGCUGGGCAAAUAGACCUAAAUUGUCACCCCAAUAGUGAGGACAUGUCACUGGAAAUACCAGGAUUGAGCACGAUGAACCUUGUUGACACCGCCAACUCACCGUUGGAUAAUUAUAUUAAGCAAAAUGGGCUUUCAAGCUUCGUGUGGGACCACCAAGGAGGGCCAGCUCAACAAAGUGGAGAGAGUCUGAGGCGCCUAUCUGAUGAAGCAUUUCUGGCAUCAAUAGGCUGGACUCACGAGAGCAUACGCGAUUGAGGCUACUGUUUACUCAUUUUAUAUCGGCUUGGUAGUUCAUGAAGAGUUCAAUCAUCUUCUCUCUUAUACUGUAAUCCAUUUUCGUUUUUAAUGCCCUCUCCAAAGGGGUGGUGUCGCACAUCUCUCUACAGUCAUAGAAAAUGCAAUUUUGCAGCAUGUUUAAUUUUCAGCUCCCCCCUGUCUGUGUCAAUGCAGGGUGUUAUGAAAUUGUUGACAGAGGAUCUCAAAUUGCAUUCUAAUUAGAAUUUUAGAAGCUUUUAGUUUUA
Molecule: messenger RNA, 3262 nt
Organism: Populus nigra (black poplar)
Lineage: Eukaryota; Viridiplantae; Streptophyta; Magnoliopsida; Malpighiales; Salicaceae
Product: B3 domain-containing transcription repressor VAL1-like
Exons: 14
Coding region: 426-2996 (856 amino acids)
Molecular function (GO): DNA binding; zinc ion binding
Source: RefSeq, a predicted model, not a curated record